Plasmopara halstedii is the source of this 156-nucleotide messenger RNA. RefSeq lists its product as uncharacterized. The transcript has 3 exons. Lineage: Eukaryota; Oomycota; Peronosporomycetes; Peronosporales; Peronosporaceae. The coding region runs from base 1 to 156 and encodes 51 amino acids. The record is from RefSeq and is a predicted model, not a curated record.
AUGACAAGCUGGUGUCGUAGCGCAGCGAAUGACUUAGUCGUAUGUCUUCACGACGUUGAGGUCAAGGUCGCGCCUGUUGAACCUGGUCGAAAUAUAUGUGGUGGCAAAACAAAGAUGACUCCUAAGGCAAAGAUGAUCUUGUCGUGGGAACUAUAG